Molecule: messenger RNA, 3342 nt
Organism: Salvelinus namaycush (lake trout)
Lineage: Eukaryota; Metazoa; Chordata; Actinopteri; Salmoniformes; Salmonidae
Product: proto-oncogene tyrosine-protein kinase receptor Ret-like
Exons: 21
Coding region: 1-3342 (1113 amino acids)
Biological process (GO): protein phosphorylation; multicellular organism development; cell surface receptor protein tyrosine kinase signaling pathway
Cellular component (GO): signaling receptor complex; membrane; axon
Molecular function (GO): transmembrane receptor protein tyrosine kinase activity; calcium ion binding; ATP binding
Source: RefSeq, a predicted model, not a curated record
AUGCUCUACCAACUGAGCCACACAGGACAACACCGUCUGCCUGACGGGUCAGUUGGGCUCUACUUCCCCCAGAAUCUGUACAAGGAGACUGUGUACGUUGGGCAGUAUGCAGGCACACCCGUGCUUCAGGUUCACGCCAUGGUGGAGAGCGACUCUCAACAACCCCACUUCUACCUGUGGUGGAGCACCCCCCUGAAGCCUCCAACCUAUGCCCCGUGGUUCCACCUGGAUGAGACCACAGGGAUACUCUCCAUGAAUAAGACCCUGGAGUGGAGUGACUUUGACUCUCGAUGUGAGUUAAAUAGAGACAUUAAGUUGCUCAGCUUGCACGCUUUGUGCAUACCAAUAAUACCCGUGAAGAGUUUCCUCCAUGGCCUCCCUACCGUACGGGUCAGACUGACCUUCAUCAAUGACACAGUGCCACCGUGUGGCCAGACCAGACCAGAGCUGGAGAAUCUGUGCUUCCCUGACAAGGACCUGAACUCCCACAUUAAGGAGAACAGGUUCCCCGGGGCCAUCCGCCAGCUCAGACAGCUCACCAGGUUAAAUGUCUGCCCCAACUACACCAUCUCCUACAGUGUGGAAUCAGAUGUUCCAGCCCCAUUUGCUAUAAAUGACAACACCACUGAGUUGAUAGUGACCGCUCCUUUGGACCGCGAGGAGAGAGAGACGUACAGUCCCGUGCUGGUCUGCACAGUGCAGACUGACACAAUGAUAGACAAGUUCUUUGUUACACUACAUAUCAACGUCUACGACGAAGACGACAAUGCACCUUAUGUCAAUGAAACAGACACAGAGGAUGUGGUGCUUGAGUUUGAUCGCAUGGAGGGAAGUUAUUUUGGCAAUUUGUUUGUCUAUGAUAGAGACAUAACACCCAGUUAUCCCGUAAACCAGAGUCAGAACAGAUUUGUCGGAUAUAUGAUGACCAAUGACUCAUGGAUAAAUGAAAUGUUCACCAUAGAACACUCUUUCAAAGAAGAGAAGGCCAUUUUUGGCAACGUCCGAGGCACUGUUCAUGAGUUCUGGCUUGCACUAAAGAAGCAUUUGUCUGUAACCGAGAAUAGGACCCUCCAGCUGGAUUACCUGGUCAAUGACACCACAUAUCCCGGUCCAGAGGGAACUGUGAUGCUGCACUACAAUAUCACCAUCUUACCUGUCCCCAUCCGCUUCACCAAUGUGACAUACCUCUUCACCACAACACGUAGAGCUAACGUCUACGCCCAGGUUGGUAGAAUCUGUGUGGACAACUGCCUGAAGUUCCGGGGCAUCAAUGUCAUAUACCGGCUAGCGGUAACAGACAAGACAGACAAAAAUGUGUCCGGCGACAUACAGCCAUGCUUCACGGCGAUUAGCAUCGCACAGAGCCUCAAGGACAUGGCGGGGGUGCUGUAUGUGAACGACACAGAGGCUCUCCGCAGGCCAGAGUGCCAGGACCUGCAGUACGUGGUCAUUGCUCAAGAGCAGCAGAAUCAGCUGCAGGCUAGCACUCAGAUCCUCAUUGUGCUCGAUAGCAAUAUUGACAAACAGGAUAUAGAGAACCAUUGGUUCCUCUCCUGUGCAGAGGGGAGACAGCAUGGGGACUGUGAGAACAUCAGAGGCCUAGGGGCUACCACAGGGAGGUGCCAAUGGAGACAGGGCUCUGAAAAAGGAAUAUCAGAAACCUAUUCCACCUGCUCCCCUGACCUCCGCACAUGCCCUGAUGGCUUUUGUGAUGCAGUCGAAAGCAAAGAUGCGUCAAUAUGUCCUCAGGAUUGCACAAUUGAACCCAUUAUCGGAGGUCAUGAGAAGGGCAUCAUGUCUGGCAUUAGAGCUGGCUAUGGAACCUGCUACUGCUACUCUGAAAAAUGCUUCUGUGAGAAGGAUGAUAUAGAGGAGGCCAUGUGUGACGACGUCUGCAAAACCAUCAUUGCCACCGCCGUGCUGCUCUCCUUCAUCGUCUCCAUCCUCCUGUCCUCCUACUUCAUCCAUCGCUACCACAAGAACUCCCCCAAGCCCCCCAUCGCCUCAGCUGAAAUGACCUUCCGGCGGCCCGCACAGUCCUACCCCAUCAGCUACUCUGCUAACAAUGUGCGCCGUGGCUCGUUGGACUCUAUGGAGAACCAAGUGGCCAUUGACACCUUCAAAAUACCUGAGGAUCCCAAAUGGGAAUUUCCACGCAAAAACCUGGUGCUUGGUAAAACCUUAGGGGAAGGGGAAUUUGGGAAGGUUGUCAAGGCGACUGCAUUCCGGCUGAAAGGAAAGGCUGGCUACACCACAGUGGCUGUGAAAAUGCUUAAAGACCAUGCAUCACAUAGUGAACUGCGUGACCUCCUGUCCGAAUUCACCUUACUGAAGCAAGUCAACCAUCCACACGUCAUCAAGAUGUUCGGAGCUUGCAGCCAGGAUGGUCCAAUGUACCUGAUUGUAGAAUAUGCCAAAUUUGGGUCACUGCGCAACUUCCUGCGUGAGAGCCGAAAAGUAGGACCCAGCUACAUGUCGGGCAACGAUGCCAACCGCAACUCGAGCUACCUGGAGAACCCAGAUGAGAGGGCACUCACCAUGGGCGACCUGAUCUCUUUCGCCUGGCAGAUCUCCAGGGGUAUGCAGUACCUGGCUGAAAUGAAGCUUGUUCACAGGGACCUCGCUGCAAGAAAUGUCCUAGUUGCAGAGGGGCGUAAGAUGAAGAUUUCAGACUUUGGUUUGUCCCGGGACGUGUAUGAGGAAGACUCUUAUGUGAAGAGGAGCAAGGGUCGAAUCCCAGUGAAAUGGAUGGCAAUAGAGUCCUUGUUUGAUCAUAUUUACACAACACAAAGUGACGUCUGGUCCUUUGGUGUGCUGUUGUGGGAGAUUGUGACACUGGGCGGAAACCCAUACCCAGGCAUCGCCCCUGAACGCCUCUUUAACCUCCUCAAGACUGGCUACAGGAUGGAGAAACCAGAGAACUGCACUGAAGAAAUGUAUAAUCUGAUGCUUCGAUGCUGGAAACAGGAGUCAGACAAAAGGCCCAUAUUCGCAGACAUCAGUAAAGAACUGGAGAAGAUGAUGGUGAAAAACCGGGAUUACCUGGACCUGGCGGCAUCCACGCCAGCCGACGCCUUGCUGUACGACGACGCCCUCUCCGAAGAGGACACACCCCUAGUGGAUUGUAAUAACGCCCCUCUCCCACGAACCAUUCCCUCCACAUGGAUUGAAAACAAGCUUUAUGGCAUGUCAUACCCGAACUGGCCUGAGAAGAGCCCGGUACUGCUCAACAGACUUGAUGCCACUAACCCAGUCUUUACAAGAUAUGCCAAUGAUAGUGUUUAUGCAAACUGGAUGGCUUUGCCUUCACCUGCAAAAAUUGUGGACAAGCUUGAUAGUUAA